Micromonas commoda is the source of this 2043-nucleotide messenger RNA. Its product is annotated as guanylate binding protein. Lineage: Eukaryota; Viridiplantae; Chlorophyta; Mamiellophyceae; Mamiellales; Mamiellaceae. Gene Ontology annotation, molecular function: GTP binding; GTPase activity. The record is from RefSeq and is a predicted model, not a curated record. The transcript is spliced from 2 exons. The coding region runs from base 1 to 2043 and encodes 680 amino acids.
AUGAAGAGGACGGUGAGCGUGCUCGCGGUCCUCACGCUGCUCGUCGCGUCGGUCGGCGCCGUCCCGCACGCGGACGAUGCCGACGCGCGGGGACCCCGGUCCCUGCUGCAGCGCCUGCGUUCGGGGGGUACGGUUCCCAGACGAUACGGUGGGCACGAGGUUAACACCGACGGGCGAGCCGCGCGGAGUGGACGCCGUCCCUUCCCGAUCGUCCUCCCCUCGGAGACGGAACGCACUAAGCUGACGCUACAGCGCGAGGGCCUCGACGUGUUGCGGGGCAUCAAGGGCCCCAUCGCGCCCGUCGUCGUCAUCGGUCCCUAUCGCAGUGGCAAGUCGUUCCUGCUCAACCAGAUGCUCGGGGUGAGCUGCGGGGAGGGCUUCGGCGUGGGUCACACGCGCAAGACGGAGACCAAGGGCGUGUGGGUUUGGGGCGAGCCGAUGAUGGUGGACGGUGACGAGGUGAACGUGGUGUUCGUUGACACGGAGGGCUUCGAGGCGACGGGCAUGAGCGACGCCUACGACGAUCGCAUCUUUGCGCUAUCCUCCAUCAUGUCGAGCGUGUUGGUCUACAACCUCCCGGAGACGGUCAAGGAGGGGGACAUCGAGAAGCUAUCGUUCGCUGUGGAGCUCGCGCAGGAGUUUUACACCAGGGCCAGCGCCAAAGGAGGCGGAGACGGCGGCGGAGACGGCGCAUUCCACGCGCUCGCGUCGUUCCUUCCCCGCAGCCUCGUCUGGCUCAUUCAGCGCGAUUUCCUCGAGGGGUCCACGGUCAACCAGAUGGUGAAGGAGGCGCUGCGAUCCGUGCCGAACCCGAGCCGGGACACCCACGUGGAUGAACUGAACCGGAUCCGCGAGUCGCUCCGGGCCCUGGCGGGGAACUCCACCGCGUUUGGCCUGAGGCAGCCGCACCUGGAGCGCACCAAGCUGUGCGAGCUCCGCGACGACGAGCUCGAGCCCGCGUACGUCGCACAGAGGGACCAGCUCAAGGGGAUCAUCGCGUCGUCCGCAAAGGCAAAGGCUCACGUCGACGUUCCGGGGUCUGCGCCGUCACUCGGUAAUAGCGGUCUCAUGACCGGACCUUCACUCGCCGCGCUCAUCGAGCGAUCGGUGACGGCGCUGAACGAAGGCGACUUUCCCAGCGCGGGUAACGUGGUGGAUUCGUUCAACAGGGACGCGCUGGAGCGUCACAUGGCGUCUUACGCGUCGGCCAUGGACGGAGUGCGUUUGCCGGUGGAUGAGGAGGCGCUGACCUCGACGCACAGGCUCGCGGCGGCCAAGGCGGUGAAAGAUUUUAGGCGCGAUAGGUUCGGCAGGGGUGCGGUGACGACUGCGGCGCUGCGUCGCAAGCUGGGCGAGAUGCUAGAGCAGCGGAAGGAGAAAAACGCGUUUCUGUCGGGGAAGGAAUGCGAAACACUGGCGACGACGUGCGAGGAAGAGCUGGUGAGUUUACAGACCAUGCGGCUGCCGUCGCUGCGAAAGUUCGACACCAGCUCCAAGGCGUGCGAAGAUAGGUGGAGCAAGCGUUGCGUGGGUCCCAGCAGGGAGACGUACGGCGCGAGGAUCAAGCGGAGCAUGGCGAGGGAACGUUCUUCGUUUCUCCAAAACUACAACGCUCGGCUCCUCAACGGUUUGCUGAUGCUCUCCAUCGGCGGCAUCGUGACCUUCAGGUUUCUGUACACCAGCGCACUGGGCGAACUCGUCGCUUGGUGUCUGUUCAUCUCCCUGGAGGUUGGACCCAAGCUGUACCUCGGCGGGGACGGCAUGUUCGAAUCCAGGUGGUGGACCACGGCUGUUCAGUUUUGGGAGGUUGCAGUGUACAAUCAGCUCAUCGACAUGGACAAGGUUGGCCCCGUGCUGCUGUGCGUCGCGCUCGCUGCGCUGGUGUACGUCAGGGUCCGACGGUGCGUGCAGUGGCUGAACGGGUGUUGCCCGUGCAUCGUGCGCAAUUGCUGCUGCACGUCUCUGCUUGGCAUACCCAACGCGAGGCCAAAGGGGAAGCGGAAAACCGACGUGAGUGGACGAACGCGCGACCUGGACGUCUGA